CUUUUUAUUAACAGAUUAUGAAAGAACCACUGACUUUUUGAAUUGUAGGUUCUGGAGGAAUCAACAGCAUCUCAAAGAUCAGCUCUGAUCACAGUGAAGAAUACAAGUGCAAGUCCAGAAAUAAACAUGGAGAGAAAUACUCUGAUGCUGUGACUUUAAACAUCAUGUAUCCUCCUAGGAAUGUCUCUGUGUCGGUCAUUCAGUCUGGUCAGAUCUGGGAAGGAGAUUCAGUGACUCUGAUCUGCAGCAGUGAUUCAAACCCACCUGCAGAAAUCAGCUGGUUUAAGGAGAAUCAAAUCUCCUCUGUUGGAUCUGGACAGAGUUUCAGUGCUCUACAGAGUGGACGCUUCUACUGUGAGGCUCACAAUCAACAUGGAUCUCAGAGAUCAGACGCUGUUACUGUCACUGUUAAAGGACGUCUGGUGAUGUUGUACAUAUCCAUUGGAGUGGUUUGUGGAGCUGCAGUUAUCAUCACAGUGUUGCUGAUUUGAUGAAUCAUUCCAGACGUCAUGAUGACAGAUGUGAAGCUUGUUCUUUUGAGAUGAAUGAACCUGUGUAUGAGAACGUAAGGCUUAACAAGAUGAGGCCAUAGUGUUUUGGAAACAUGGCAAAACAUUUUAUAGCAUUUAUGUAUCGCAUGUGUGCGGAGUCCUGAAAAGCAACAUGAAUUAAUACAGUAGUGUGUAAUCAAAUGAAAGUGUGUAAAUGUGUUUUUCCUGUACAAUCUGUACCGUAUAGUUUGUUUGCUUAAUUUAGAUGUUUUUCAACCUUAUGCCUCAUUGUUUGUGUUUUCAAGGCAAAAAAUAAAGAUCUGA
Messenger RNA from Cyprinus carpio (common carp), 815 nucleotides. RefSeq names its product sialic acid-binding Ig-like lectin 13. The record is from RefSeq and is a predicted model, not a curated record. NCBI's taxonomy places the organism in Eukaryota, Metazoa, Chordata, Actinopteri, Cypriniformes, Cyprinidae. The coding region runs from base 165 to 491 and encodes 108 amino acids. The transcript has 5 exons.